Messenger RNA from Glycine soja, 1669 nucleotides. RefSeq names its product protein TIFY 6B-like. Bases 198 to 1358 code for a protein of 386 amino acids. Gene Ontology annotation, biological process: regulation of defense response; response to wounding; regulation of jasmonic acid mediated signaling pathway. NCBI's taxonomy places the organism in Eukaryota, Viridiplantae, Streptophyta, Magnoliopsida, Fabales, Fabaceae. The record is from RefSeq and is a predicted model, not a curated record. The transcript is spliced from 7 exons. Gene Ontology annotation, cellular component: nucleus.
UUCUUCUUCUUGUUUAUAUCUCUCUUUUGUUCUCUCUCUCUCUGUUUCUUCUUCUUCUACUCUUGUCCCUGCUCAAAAUCCAACCACACACUGCACGCACUAGACACUUCAGAUUUUCUUUUCUUUUCUCAAAGUCUUGUUCUUUGUGUAGCUAUCAACAGAAAAUUUCUUGAGGGUCUCUGAUUUUUUUUCACCACAUGGAGAGGGAAUUUUUUGGCUUGAGUUCCAAAAAUGGUGCAUGGACUACUAUGAAAGAUGAUGCUGUCAACAAAUCAAGAGACCAAGUGAGGAGUUCAGGAAUGCAGUGGUCAUUCCCAAACAAGGUCUCUGCCCUUCCUCAAUUCCUGUCUUUCAAGACCAAUCAGGAAGACAAGCCUAGAAAGACUAUUCUUGAGCCACUAGCUUCAUCUGGAUAUAUGGCCAUGUCAACUCAAUAUGCUUUUGACUCUAACCAAAAAUCAUUCUUGGGUUUGACCAACAGAAAUUUGUCCAUAAGCAAGCAUGCUGCAGGGAACAAACAAGGAAUGACAGUUUAUCCUCUACAAUGUUGUGAUGCACAGUCAGAGGAAGCAAGAAUAUUUUCAGUGUCCAACCAAUCAAAUCAAGUGAGUCCUGUUCUUCAAUCUAAUCUUGCCUCUACCGGACUGAACAUGGUCAAUUCAGUCAUAAAACCACAACCUUUUGGUUCCAAAUCCUCUGGCACACCUCUAUCUAUUCUUCCAUCAAUAGGUUCCAUUGUUGGAUCUACUGACUUAAGGAAUUAUUCCAAAAACUCCACCAUGCCUACUCAGCUUACGAUUUUCUAUGCUGGUUCUGUGUGUGUUUAUGAUGACAUUUCUCCUGAGAAGGCCAAGGCUAUCAUGUUAAUGGCCGGAAAUGGUUAUACUCCAACUGAGAAAAUGGAACUUCCCACGGUGAAAUUACAGCCAGCAAUUUCUAUUCCCUCCAAAGAUGAUGGUUUCAUGAUAAGCCAAUCCUAUCCACCCUCAACCUUUCCCACCCCUCUCCCAUUGACCUCUCAUGUCAAUUCUCAGCCAGGAGGAGGAUCUUCUAGCAACAAAGAAAUUUCAAUAAUAAGACAAGUAGGACCUUCAACUGCUCCUACUAACCAUUUGGGAUCACCCAUUAUUGGUUCUAUAGGAUCUGCAUCUAAAGAAAAGGCUCAGCCAGUUUGCUUGCCUCAGGCACGUAAAGCAUCCUUGGCUCGGUUUUUGGAGAAGAGAAAGGGAAGGAUGAUGAGAACAUCGCCAUACUUAUAUAUGAGCAAGAAAUCACCUGAAUGCAGCUCUUCUGGAUCAGACAGUGUCAGUUUCUCCUUGAACUUCUCUGGAUCCUGUUCACUACCAGCCACCAACUAGCCCUACAUGAAUGGAAGUUUAGAUUUAUAUACUUCUGUAAUUGUAAGAUCAUUUUUUUUUUGUCAUUGGUAGAGAAAUUUCGUAGGCAUUUUUGUCCUAAAUAUUGUUUUGGUUCCCGAGUUUUUUUUUUUUUACAAUUAUUACUUUUUGCAGUAUUUUACUUCACUGUGAAGAUUUUUCCAAAUCGUCAUAUAUGAUUUUUUUUUUUUUUUUUACUUUCAUCAUGAUGUAUAAUUAUUUCUUUUAUACAUAUAUUACAGUGAAUAAUCUUCAGAUUUAUUAUGGCUAUUGGAUUGAUCAUUGAUCGAUGA